Charadrius vociferus (killdeer) is the source of this 3618-nucleotide messenger RNA. RefSeq names its product ADAM metallopeptidase with thrombospondin type 1 motif, 3 (gene ADAMTS3). The record is from RefSeq and is a predicted model, not a curated record. The transcript is spliced from 21 exons. Bases 1 to 3618 code for a protein of 1205 amino acids. NCBI's taxonomy places the organism in Eukaryota, Metazoa, Chordata, Aves, Charadriiformes, Charadriidae. Gene Ontology annotation, molecular function: metalloendopeptidase activity. Gene Ontology annotation, cellular component: extracellular matrix. Gene Ontology annotation, biological process: proteolysis; extracellular matrix organization.
AUGCAGGCGAGACGCUUGGCUGUCCGCAUCCUGGAAGCUCAGCAGAGCCGGGCCGAUGUGGCAGCGGUGCCUGUGAGCCAGCCCUGGGCCGCUCCUCUGCCCGCUCUUACGCAAUUACGAAAAAGCAGACCGAGACCGUAUGGGUUAGUGAUUCCAAUUAGUACCGACGCAGAUGGAAGCUACGUCUCCAAUAUCCUCUCCGCGAGUCACCAAAGAAGAUCAGCGCGGGAGGUAUCCCAGAGCCCCAAACAGCUGUAUUUUAACGUCACUGCGUUUGGAAGGGAAUUCCAUCUCCGGCUGAAACCCAACACUCGUUUAGUGGCUCCCGAGGCCGUCGUGGAGUGGUACGAAGACUCUGUGGAAACUGGAAAGGAUGGCGGUAACGCGAGUCAGACUAGAACUGCUACCGAGAGCUUAUGGAAAAGAGAGCCCCUGUGGACCAACUGCGCCUAUGUGGGAGACAUUACUGACAUCCCCGGAGCUUCCGUGGCUAUUAGCAAUUGUGAUGGUCUGGCUGGAAUGAUAAGAACUGAUAAGGAUGAAUACUUCAUUGAGCCUUUGGAAAGAGGAAAGCAAAUGGAAGAGGAAAAGGGAAGAAUCCACAUGGUGUACAGGCGAUCGGCUGUAGUGCAGCAUCCCACCGAUACGCUCCCUGAUGUCCACAGAGAAGGGUCCCUUCUGGGCAGCCUCGGAGAGCUGAGUUCCCUGUACGGCAGCGCAGAGCAGCAGCUGAACGAAACCCUGCGGCACCGCCGGCAUGCGGGAGACGACGACUACAACAUCGAGGUGCUGCUGGGCGUGGACGAUUCCGUCGUCCGAUUCCACGGCAAAGAACACGUUCAGAACUACCUCCUCACCCUCAUGAACAUCGUGAAUGAGAUUUACCACGAUGAGUCCCUGGGUGUGCACAUAAACGUUGUGCUGGUCCGAAUGAUCAUGUUGGGGUACGCCAAGUCCAUCAGCUUGAUUGAAAGGGGGAAUCCCUCGAGAAGCUUGGAGAACGUUUGCCGCUGGGCGUAUCAGCAGCAGAAGUCGGACCCCAAUCACUCCGAGCACCACGAUCAUGCCAUCUUCUUAACCAGGCAAGAUUUUGGGCCCGCUGGUAUGCAAGGAUAUGCUCCUGUUACUGGCAUGUGUCACCCGGUCCGGAGCUGUACGCUCAACCACGAGGAUGGGUUUUCAUCGGCUUUCGUUGUGGCUCAUGAAACCGGUCACGUGCUGGGAAUGGAGCACGACGGGCAAGGGAACCGAUGCGGGGAUGAGACGGCCAUGGGGAGCGUUAUGGCUCCCUUGGUGCAGGCUGCCUUUCAUCGCUACCACUGGUCCAGAUGCAGCGGCCAAGAACUCAAAAGAUACAUACACUCUUACGACUGCCUUCUUGACGACCCUUUCGAACACGAUUGGCCCAAGCUGCCCGAACUGCCAGGCAUUAAUUAUUCCAUGGACGAACAGUGCCGCUUUGAUUUUGGCGUUGGCUAUAAAAUGUGCACAGCGUUCCGAACCUUUGACCCGUGCAAGCAGUUGUGGUGUAGCCAUCCAGAUAACCCAUACUUCUGUAAGACGAAGAAAGGACCUCCACUCGAUGGGACGGAAUGUGCCCCUGGAAAAUGGUGCUAUAAAGGUCACUGCAUGUGGAAGAACACUAACCAGCUGAAGCAGGAUGGCAACUGGGGACCCUGGACAAAAUUUGGCUCCUGCUCACGGACCUGCGGAACCGGAGUUCGCUUCCGAACGCGCCAGUGCAACAAUCCGAUGCCCAUUAAUGGAGGUGAAGACUGUGCUGGUGUCAACUUUGAGUUCCAACUUUGCAGUACGGAGGAGUGUCCGAAGCACUUUGAGGACUUCAGAGCGCAGCAGUGUCAGCAGCGCAAUUCCCACGUUGAGUACCAGAACAGCAAGCACCACUGGCUGCCCUACGAACACCCGGACUCUAAUAAGAGAUGUCACCUGUACUGCCAGUCCAAAGAAACCGGGGAUGUGGCUUACAUGAAACAGCUGGCACACGACGGGACGCGCUGUUCCUAUAAAGAUCCCUACAGCAUCUGCGUCCGCGGGGAAUGCGUGAAGGUGGGUUGUGACAAGGAGAUCGGCUCCAAGAAGGUUGAAGAUAAGUGCGGCGUCUGCGGCGGGGAUAACUCUCACUGCCGAACCGUGAAGGGGACCUUCACCCGCACUCCCAAAAAGCUUGGGUACCUUAAGAUGUUUGAUAUCCCUCCUGGUGCUCGACAUGUGUUUAUCCAAGAAGACGAGGCUUCUCCUCACUUUCUUGCAAUGAAGAACCAGGCGACGGGACACUACAUCCUGAACGGGAAAGGGGAGGAGGCCAGAUCCCGGUCUUUCAUCGAUCUCGGCGUGGAGUGGGAGUACAACAUGGAAGACGACAUCGAGACUCUCCACACCGAGGGGCCCUUGCACGACGCAGUGGUUGUGCUGAUCAUUCCUCGGGAGAACGACACAAGAUCCAGCCUGACUUACAAGUACAUCAUUCACGAGGAUUCCGUACCGACGAUCAACAGCAACAACGUCCUACAGGAAGAAAUCGACACUUUUGAGUGGGCGUUAAAGAGUUGGUCGCAGUGCUCCAAACCCUGCGGUGGAGGGUUCCAGUACACCAAAUACGGGUGCCGCCGGAAAAGCGAUAACAAAAUGGUUCAUCGCAGCUUCUGCGAAGGCAGCAAAAAGCCGAAGCCCAUCCGCAGAAUGUGCAACCUUCAGGAGUGCACACAGCCGCUCUGGGCAGCGGAUGAGUGGGAAUACUGCACAAAAACCUGUGGGAAUUGGGGUUACCAGCUGCGUACGGUGCGCUGCAUCCAACCCCUUCCCGACGGCGCCAACCGCUCGGUCCAUUCCAAGUACUGCAGCGGAGAUCGCCCGGAGAGCCGCAGGUCCUGCAACCGAGUCCCCUGCCCGGCACAGUGGAAAGCGGGACCCUGGUCUGAGUGUUCGGUGACCUGCGGGGAGGGCACGGAGACCCGGCACAUCACGUGCCGUGCCGGCGACCGCUGCGAAGGAGAAAAACCCGAAUCGGUGCGGGUUUGUAAACGCGCUCCCUGUGACGAUGAGCCCUGCGCGGGAGACAAAUCCAUCUUCUGCCAGAUGGAAGUGCUGGCGCGUUACUGUUCCAUCCCCGGCUACAACAAGCUGUGCUGCGAGUCCUGCAGCAAGCGCAGCAGCACCCUCCCGCCCCCGUUCCUCACCCGAGCGGCUGCAACCGCAGAGGGCGUGAUGUUUGAUGAGAGCGACCUGCCCGGGGCUCGGAUGGUGCCAACUCCUGCAGCGCCCCACUACGCACAGUUCCCGCCUGGGAGAAGUUCUCUGCCUUUUGCGGAAGAGGACGCCCACGCGGACGUCUCCCCGUCCAACGCCAAGCCCAAAGGGGGCGAAUUUCCGCGGUGGAGAGCUCCUCAGGCGAGGAAGACUUCUCGGCUGUUGGCUUUGCUGCACCAGUCCCCGGCCAACAGCAGCAGUCUCGGUCCUCACAGCGCCCUUGUCCCUCUGGUGCCCGCUUACAACACCACGGCGGGUGCUCCUUCUCCAUGGAGAACCUCAAGGAAGGGCGAGAAGCGCGUUGAGAAGAGGUGGCCUUCGAGGUCCUCCACCGUGGAGAGACGAAGGUGA